Molecule: messenger RNA, 8401 nt
Organism: Myotis myotis
Lineage: Eukaryota; Metazoa; Chordata; Mammalia; Chiroptera; Vespertilionidae
Gene: HHIP
Product: hedgehog interacting protein
Exons: 14
Coding region: 1-2049 (682 amino acids)
Source: RefSeq, a predicted model, not a curated record
AUGCUGAAGAUGCUCUCAUUUAAGCUGCUGCUGCUGGCCGUGGCUCUGGGCUUCUUCGAAGGAGAUGCUAAGUUUGGGGAAAGAGGCGAAGCGAGCGGAGUGCGGAGGAGAAGGUGCCUGAACGGGAACCCCCCGAAACGCCUGAAAAGGAGAGACAGGCGCAUGAUGUCCCAGCAGGAGCUGCUGAGCGGGGGAGAGAUGCUGUGCGGUGGCUUCUACCCUCGGCUCUCCUGCUGCCUGAGGAGUGACAGCCCGGGGCCGGGGCGCCUGGAUCACAAGAUAUUUUCUGUGAACAACAACACCGAAUGUGGGAAGUUACUGGAGGAAAUCAAAUGUGCGCUUUGCUCUCCAUAUUCUCAGAACCUGUUCCACUCACCUGAGAGGGAAGCCUUGGACAGAGACCUAGUCCUCCCCCUGCUCUGCAAAGACUAUUGCAAAGAAUUCUUUUACACUUGCCGAGGCCACAUUCCAGGUUUCCUUCAAACUACCGCUGAGGAGUUUUGCUUUUACUAUGCAAAAAAAGACGGUGGGUUGUGCUUUCCAGAUUUUCCAAGAAAACAAAUCAGAGGACCAGCGUCUAACUACUUGGACCAGAUGGAAGAAUAUGACAAAGUGGAGGAGAUCAGCAGAAAGCACAAGCACAACUGCUUCUGCGUUCAGGAGGUUGUGAGCGGGCUGCGCCAGCCGGUCAGCGCCCUCCACAGUGGGGACGGCUCCCACCGGCUCUUCAUCCUGGAAAAGGAAGGCUACGUGAAGAUACUCACCCCUGAAGGAGACAUUUUCAAGGAGCCUUAUUUGGACAUUCACAAACUUGUUCAAAGUGGAAUAAAGGGAGGAGAUGAAAGAGGACUGCUAAGCCUUGCAUUCCACCCCAAUUACAAGAAGAACGGAAAGCUGUAUGUGUCUUACACCACCAACCAGGAACGCUGGGCUAUGGGGCCGCAUGACCACAUUCUUCGCGUUGUGGAGUACACGGUGUCCAGGAAAAACCCCCAUCAGGUUGAUCUGAGAACCGCCCGGGUCUUUCUCGAGGUUGCAGAGCUGCACAGGAAGCACCUGGGGGGACAGCUGCUCUUCGGCCCCCACGGCUUGCUGUACGUCAUUCUCGGCGAUGGGAUGAUCACGCUGGAUGAUAUGGAAGAAAUGGAUGGGUUAAGUGACUUCACGGGUUCUGUCCUCCGGCUGGACGUGGACACAGACAUGUGCAACGUGCCUUAUUCCAUCCCCAGGAGCAACCCGCACUUCAACAGCACCAACCAGCCCCCCGAAGUGUUUGCCCACGGCCUCCACGAUCCAGGCAGAUGUGCCGUGGAUCGACAUCCCACAGACAUCAACAUCAAUUUAACAAUACUCUGUUCAGACUCCAAUGGAAAGAACAGGUCAUCAGCCAGAAUCCUACAGAUAAUAAAGGGGAAAGAUUAUGAAAGUGAGCCAUCACUUUUAGAAUUCAAGCUAUUUAGCAGUGGUCCUUUGGUUGGCGGGUUUGUUUACCGAGGCUGCCAGUCGGAAAGGCUGUAUGGAAGCUACGUGUUUGGAGACCGUGAUGGGAAUUUCUUAACUCUACAGCAAAGCCCCGGGACCAAGCAAUGGCAGGAAAAACCACUCUGUCUCGGCAAUGGUGGUUCCUGUCGAGGCUACUUUUCAGGUCACAUAUUGGGAUUUGGAGAAGAUGAAUUAGGGGAAAUUUACAUUCUAUCAAGUAGCAAAAGUAUGACCCAGACUCACAAUGGAAAACUCUACAAAAUUAUAGAUCCCAAAAGACCUCUAGUGCCCGAGGAGUGCCGAGCAGUGGUCCAACCGGCCCAGAUGCUGACUUCCGAAUGCUCCCGGCUCUGUCGGAACGGCUACUGUACCCCCACGGGGGUGUGCUGCUGCAGCCCAGGAUGGGAGGGCGACUUCUGCAGAAUCGCAAAAUGUGAGCCAGCCUGUCGUCAUGGAGGUGUCUGUGUUCGACCCAACAAGUGCCUCUGUAAGAAAGGAUACCUUGGUCCUCAGUGUGAACAAGUGGACAGAAACAUCCGCAGAGUGACCAGGGCAGACAUCACCUAGAUGAAACACCUUUACCCUGUCCUGUAAAAUACUAAAGUUACAUUUUUCACCAUCUUAAUUGGAAAGAAGGGGAGUGAGAAAGCAAACAGUCUUAAAUGUGCUGUGGAUCUAAUCUAGCAAUGUAUCCUUGUGCCAACAUGUAAUCCUUAACGACGGAUGAAAAAGCAAGAAAACAACCAGUCCUUAUAAAAUGCCAGCAUUAAACGUUUGUAAAGUGCUUUUCACCGUAGCAAGACUGUCCGUGUAUGCGAUUAGAGCGUAACAGAUUGCACAUCAACCGAACCUCACUGGAGAAGAGUUCACUCGCUUUUAAACAAAUCCUGGCUAUGUAAGCUGUCCCUUGUACAAACUUUUCAUAUAAUAAUUCUUGCCAAAUAUGACUUUUCAUGUAUAUGUUCCUCCAGAUCUCAAUGAAGUUCCUCUUUGGUUAAUGUAUGAAUAAAUUUCUGUAAAUGUUCUAUUCAGGUUUUCAAAGAAAUGCUGUUCUCACUCACAACUGUAACAAGUCUGAUAGACAUUUUUCUUAAUGGUUUUCAAGGCCAGCUCUCCAUGUCUGGAUUAUAACAAAAUUAUAAGGCCUCUUUGCACUACUGAAAAAAACACCUACCCGUGACAUGCGCACGCCCACGACAGGCUGCCCUCCAGCAAACAGCUGUUCCUGCAGAAUCUAAAUUGGAGAGUGGUAUAGAUUAUACAGCGCAGGCUGACUUCCCAAACCUGCUCCUUCCUUUCAGGAACAGGAACCUCAGUGAAAAAGAAUAAAAUCUUGUAACUAGUAUUUCUCUACUGAUUUAAAGCAGGAAGGGUUGCAGUGAAAGCACAGUGAGCAUUUAUACAGAAGCCACAAUGUGGAAAGAUUGGUUAAGCACACUGCUCUUGUCUUCCAUAUAUGAUUACUUAAGUUUCAAGUGACCUCAUGCCACAUGGAAAUGGGUUGAGAAAUCUUGGUUCAGUGCUUAGUGAACAAUAGCUGCAUUAAAAAGUGCAUGCAUAAUUUUGCACAAUUUAGAUUCAAUUGACAGUCUAUUCAAAGAAGUCUCAGAAUUAAAUGAGCAUGGAGACCAAAUUGCCCUCUUACCCCAGAAAAGGGGUGGUCCCUUCUAGUCACACUAACACUGCAUUGGCCCAACAGUGUGACAAAUCUUGCAAUGAACCCUGCAGUAGCCUGCAUCUGUAGGUUAAUAGCAGUCUUUUGUCUCCAUUGCUUUCUCUUCAUAGCCCUUUUACUGAAUUCCAUCACAGAAAGUUUUACAAUUUAAAAAAAAAUGUCCUGACAACCAUUUUUGUAAAUGGACCUUACCAUCUAAUCAUCCCUUAUUCAAUGUGGUGACAUUAACAAAAUGUGAACUUUUUGUGAGGGAGCCGGCUGUCUGAAUCUGUCAAAUUGUGCAGUUUUAUUACACAUUCUCCUGGUCAUAGUUUCACUGAAAACAAUAAGGAUACUGCUAUAUAUUCAGUAAAAUCUGGAAAAUCCAGUGUUUCUUCUUACAUCCUGAAUCUUUCCAUCUCUUCCAAAAUAAUAUUUCCCAUAGACAAGGUGUUAUAUUGUCAUUAGUUCUCCUAUUUAAAAAUAUCUAUAUUAAAUUGAGCAGACCCCGGUUUUUUAUACAGUCCUUUCCUAAGUGGAAGAUGACUUAGAAAAACAUAUGUACCCCAAGUGUCAGUGCUUUUUCUAUUUUGAGUCAUUAGAAUGAAAGAACACAAUCUUCUAAAAAGAAGAUAACAAGAUCUGUGGAUAUCAUACCCAAGCAAAGAAAGGAAACUCAUUGGAGUCAUUUCUUUCUGUUCUUAGGAGAGACAUAAGUAGCAGUGAUUAAUGGAUGCCUACAGAUUUUAUUUUAUUUUUAAAGUAUUUUUUGUUGAUUUUUGAGAGUAAGAGAGGAGAUAGAGAGAUAGAAACAUAGAUGAGAAAGAGAGACAUAGAUCAGCUGUCUCCUACUUGCCCCUCACUGGGAACUGAGGCCGCAACUCGGACAUGUGCCCUGACCAGGAAUCGAACCCGGGACCUCUUGGUUCAUGGGUAGAUGCUCAACCACUGAGCCACACAAACUGGACAUAUGGAUAGCUACAUAUUUUAAACUCAGUGGUCAUUUCAAACAUUUUUUGAACUAUUAUUUCAAGUAGAUUUUUUAAAUAUGUGACCGGAGAAUUGUCUUAAAUGAUUCAUAAUGAGAGACAGAUAGGAAUUGGUUAAAAAGUGGGAGCUAAGGAAAAGUUACUGUUUCUUCCCACAAAUGGCAGCAUCUCCACCAACUCAGUUCAUAAAGCACACAGUCAGAAUGGAAGAAAUGUCCUUGUGAACGCAGGCGUGUGAGAUCAAGAUGAAACAGUGAAAUAGAAAUAUAUAUAUUGUUAUGCCUUUAUCUGUUCUAAUAUGUGGGUGUCAGUUUAAUAUGAAACGCUGCUAUGGUAGACUAGAAAGAAUUGGAAAAAAAACUUCCUGCCACUGCUUCUACCACACUCUUGUCCUAGUUAAUAAAAUUUUGUUUUCUUGCCAAUUAUAUAAGGUAAUGAGAAGAAAAUGAAAUUGGCACAUCAUUAAAGUGAAAAAGAACAGAUAAUUUCAGAAAUUUGAGUGAUGAUAAAAAGCACUUUUCUUCUUUGAAUUUUGUUUCAGUGCGGCUUUUGUAAAAUAUAUUUUUUAUUUUAUCACAAAGAAUACUUAGAUGUUUUCUCAGAUUAAUGGACUAUCUUGUAAAGAAAGAGCAAAGAAACCUACACAUUCAAUAUAUGCACACAACCUAAAUAGAAAACUCUUUUUCAUUUACAUACUUCAGAACAGGCGCUUCUUCUGAUUUUUUUCUUUGAAAAUAAUUACAUAAUGAUGUACUAACAAUUUUUAAUAUAUAGGGUGUCCCAAAAAAUGUAUACCCACACUUUGAAUAAUUUUAAAGGCAGUAUUUAUUAAAGUUUUCAAAAUUGAGCUAUUAGCUGCCAAGGUAUGUAUACAUUUGAGGGGGACACCCUGUAUUUCUUUUUAAGAUUGUUUUUAUCUCUGAAUCAUGUACUAUACAACGAAGCGUGCUAGGUAUAAGUUAUGAGGUUAGAUGGCACAACAAGAGUCUUCUAAAGUAUACAUAAAUUUAAACUUUUACUAGUCAAACUUUCUUAGCUUUAAAACAUAAAAGAAAAACCAAGUCCAAAUUUGUAAGAGGAAAAAUAAAGUAUACCACAGGCAGCUGUAGUUGGCUGAUCAAUAAAGUUUCUGAGCAUCUCUACAGAAUGUUACCUAUGAUAACUAUUUCUCUCUCUUCUCUCUCUCUCCUCUCUUUCCUUUUGCCCCUUCCCCCAUAUAGCUUUCUAACUUUUAACCUCUCCCUUCUCUCUUUCUCUGUCUCUUUUUUUUUUUUUUUUUUUUUUAACAAAACAGACGUCCCCAAUACACCCAUAAUGAAGAUGUCCUGGGGUAGGCUGCUACUGAUUUUGCUGGUUAUUGACUUUUAUUUAAUUUUCUGAAAAAAUACUGUCUCCUGAUGUCACAUUUGCUCAGACUCUGUACCAUGAAGAACAAUAGAUAAACAUACAAGACUGAUCUAUUACAAUAAUUGAAAGAAGUGACCAAAAGCAAAAAUGACUACCAGCCCAGAUGCUCCAGUUCAGCUGGUGUUCCAUCACAGCUGCAGGAAAGACACAAAAAUAUCCCCAGGAGAGAGCUUCAGCCGACAGUAAGGAAAGUUAGUAGCUAUUUCCUAUUCAGGCAACAACCAUUAACAUCUACUCAGCGGUCGCCAACCGGUGGUCCCUGGACCCCUGGUGGUCCUUCAGGUCCGAAAGGUUGGCGACUGCUGGUUUAAAGAAGCCUUUGGAGCAGGUCGCCAACUCUGGCAGAGUCUCCUUUCCCCACCCCAGUUGAGACCUGAAUUUGCAGGGAACUCAAACAACAGUUCCAUGCCCAGGAAAUGUGUGUUUUUCUAUACCACCCCCAGGAAGUUAGUGGGCCUAUUAUCGCGAACGCUGGCAUUAGCUGCAAAGUUCCUCUUUAGAAUAGCCAAAAGAAAUAUAUGUUUGUUUUCUUACCUUCUUUCUCUUCAUCACACCAACACGAAUUAGUCAUACCUCCAAUAUUUCAUAAGAUGUCAAAGAAGGCGGGAAACCUAAGAAUAGAAGCAUUUCAAUAUUAAAAAUAUUGAAAACAUGAUCAUAGAACCUGUCAAACGCUAGUCCUAGCCAACUUCAACACUCCUUUCUCUUAAAUAUCUCCUCAUAAGUUUUGGAAGUUGCCUUAAAAUAGGUGUGCAGGCGAGUAAGAUGUAUUCAUGAAAGCGGGAGGGAGGGGCGUAGUGCCGAUUUCCUGUCAAUCUCAGUAGUAGUUUCUCCAGCUGCCAUGAGGAGAUUUGUUCAAUUAGAAGAUUAGCACUUUUCUUAAAUUUUUCAUUGAAUGCAAACCCAAGAUAGGUCCAUCAUUUACUUUGCUUUCUUUGAUAUAGCUCAUAUAUAAAUUGGUUGGAAAAUAAAAAAUAAGCAAUGGAUCCUUUGUAUCAACACAAAAGUAGGCUUAAAACCUGUUAUUGCUUUUUUUUUUUUUAAGCCAGACUACAUAGUGGCUUACCAAAAAAUCCCCCAAAAUAUCAAUAUGAAUUCUAAAGUUAUAUCUCACAUCCCAAAGUCAAACACCAUGUUUCAGUCAAGAUGUUUUUGCAUAUGUAGAUGAAGAAUUUACUUAAAAUCAAAACACAUAUAUACCUAUAUAUACAAAUUUACUUAAAAGUUUGGUGAGUUAUUUCAAUUGGCUAUAAUCUUUGAAGUUCAAAAGACAUUUCAUUUUAGCACAUAAGAUAAGAAGAACAGAACAUUAACAGUGAUGGGAAAUUCAUAAUAGCUAGUUAAUUAAUUGUGAAGACAAAGUUAUAAAAUAAACUUUGUCUUCACAGUUAAAAACUAAUUCUUGUACAUUUCCUUUUGAACUAAGAAAUAGCUAGCCAAUAGUUUCCAUUCAGAUGAACAAUGUAUAAUCAGGUUUGGUAUACUCUAUGCCCAAAAUAUAUGUUGGAUAUUUCUUUACCUCAUAUUCUUAAAAUCUGAGGCAUGACUUUCCUAGAAUAAAGUAAGAUUUCAUUUAUAGUAGAGCCUAAUAUGAUUUAAUACAUUAAUACAGUCUAUUUGUAAUACUAUUAUUGAGAAAUCAAGUUGAUGACCUUAUCAGGUAUCAGAUAUUUCCCAUAUCUCAUUACACUUACAGGACAUUUUUGGACAUGCAUUUCACCAAGAACUAUGUAGUAAUAGGAUAAAUGACACUGAGGUAUAUUGGAAUUUUUGGAGCUUGAUUGCCUAGGAUAUGUGAAAGACAACUAUUUAUUUAAAAGAAACCCAUCUAAUUAAAAUGAAAAAAUUUACUGAAUUAUUAUCCUUACUAAGCAAAAGACAAAUCUGAAAAGAAACUCCCUUAUCUUUCGAGGCUUUAUCUGUGAUUGAUUUUGUGCAGUUUUAAAGAAUUUUGUGCAGUUUUAAAGAACUUAUCAUCCUUCUAAUACAUUUUAGUUUUUCUAGUUGUUCAUUUUCCUUCAGGUUGUUGACAAUUAGAGCAACAAUUCGUCUGUAAUCUCACACACAGAAGCUACCAGAACCAAUCCUUGCUGGAAUUCCUGUUAAUAAGAGGCAGAAGGCUAUGUGAGCAAGUAUAAAAGCAGGUACAGGUUUGAGGCAGCAGAGUUAAUAUAUGUAGUAGUUGGGAUUUCUAUGAAUGUUCUUCUGAAAAGUAACAUGCAGUGUCAUUGGCUCAGAUAAUCCCUCUAAAUCUGAAUUAAUUUGAUUUUUUAACCAACCUUCUAUUAUUCAGUCAACCAGCCAUUCAUUAAUUCAGCAAAUAUUUAUUGAAGUGCCUAGUAUGACUAUGUGAUAUAGAAAAGACAAGGACAUUGAUAGUGGGGGAUUGUGAGCCCAAUGGGCAUGAUGAAUAUGUUUGAAGCAAAAGACCCUGAUCACACCCAACCAACUCUAAUUCAGCUCAGCACUAGAAUCAAGCAAUAAUAGUACAGAUGGCCUAAAGUACAUCUGUGUGUAUCUGUACAUGUGCACACACCCAUGUAUAUAUAUUUAUCUAUCUGUACAAACACUACAUAUGUAUACACACUAUCUAUGUAAUAUAUAAUAUAUGUAUAAUGCAUAUAAAUUCUAACAAGUGUAUUUGUGUUAUCUUUAAAAUAGAACAAUUGUAUCUUGAAGUGGUAAAUGCAGAGAAUUGGUUUUUAUUGUUGAUCUGUGGAUUUAAUGAUUUUUUUUAGGUGAAAAGGAUGUUUAAGUGUAUAAUUUCUUUUCUUAAUUUAAUAUAUUUAUGUAAAUGCAUGCCUGAAAUUUGGUUAGACUGACUGUAUUUUGUGCCCUUUAACGUGAUCAAAUGUAUUAAACUUUAUCU